Urocitellus parryii (Arctic ground squirrel) is the source of this 4189-nucleotide messenger RNA. RefSeq names its product Rho GTPase activating protein 27 (gene Arhgap27). Gene Ontology annotation, biological process: regulation of GTPase activity; signal transduction. Gene Ontology annotation, molecular function: protein binding. NCBI's taxonomy places the organism in Eukaryota, Metazoa, Chordata, Mammalia, Rodentia, Sciuridae. The record is from RefSeq and is a predicted model, not a curated record. Gene Ontology annotation, cellular component: cytoplasm.
CCGGGUGGUGGAAGAGGGAGCACCGGACACCGAACCCUCGCGCGUCUGUCUGGGCAAGUGGAAGCGAGGCCAGCGGACCGACGCCCUGAGCUCCAGCUUCGCGCAGUCUCUCCAGCCGUGCCAUUGGAAGCCCCGCCCAAGGAGAUGACAGAAGCCUAACCUGCAGCCCUUCGCCGACUCCGCCCAUCCAGCCCAUGGGCUCCCAGAGGCCCGCCCAGCUAACGAAAACGCGGUGGCCGCGAUGGCGGCGGACGUCGAAGGGGACGUGUAUGUGCUGGUGGAACACCCUUUCGAGUACACUGGCAAGGACGGGCGCCUCGUAGCCAUACAGCCCAACGAGCGCUACAGACUGCUGCGCCGUAGCACUGAACACUGGUGGCACGUGCGGCGCGAGCCUGGUGGCCGACCCUUCUACCUGCCCGCACAGUAUGUGCGCGAGCUGCCGGCUCUCGGCGACCCUGCCGCUGCCCCGCAGUUACCCGCGCCCCACACAAGCCCCGCAGUUCCCGAACCGCUGACCUACGACUACCGGUUCGUGAACUUGUCCGCGCCCACGGGCUCGGAUCAUACACCCGGGGAACCCCGGGGCCGCGCCAGCUCCCUAUGCGGUCCUGUGCGUCGCAGCGGCGCGGCUCAGCGCAGCAGCCUGGCGCCAGGCGGGCCCACCAGCCUGUACGCGCGACCCUCGACGCCAGUGCGCCCAGCGCAGUCCCUGGACGACCUGGCGCGCGCCGCCGCGCCCCCUGCCGGCCUCCUAGGAAGCGCAGGCCGCUUCAAGGCCUGCAGCGUGGCGGGAUCCUGGGUGUGCCCACGGCCCCUGGCGCGCAGCGACUCGSAGAACAUCUACGAGGCCAUCCCGGAUGUGCGCAGCCCUCAACGAGAAGAGAUCCCGGAGCAGGCGGACGACCCCCAGGAGCCGGUGUACGCGAACGUAGAGCGGCAACCUCGCGCCACCUCGCCGCGCGCUGUCGCAGCCCCCGGCCCCAGCCCGGUGUGGGAGACGCACACGGACRCGGGCACCGGACGCCUCUACUACUACAACCCCGACACGGGCGUGACCACUUGGGAGUCGCCCUUCGAGGCUKCGGAGGGCCCCGCCAGCCCGGCCACCUCUCCGGCUUCAGUGGGCAGCCCCGAGAGCCUCGAGGGCGAGUGGGGCCAGUACUGGGACGAGGAGAGCCGCAGGGUGUUCUUCUACAACGCGCUGACGGGCGAGACCGCCUGGGAGGACGACCCCGAAGACCAGCUGGAGAUGCAGCCCGGCCUGAGCCCCGGCAGCCCCAUGGACCAGAGACCCCCGACCCCUGAGACGGACUACCCCGAAUUGCUGACUAGUUACCCUGAAGAGGACUAUUCCCCCGUGGGUUCCUUCAGUGAGCCCAGCCCCACCUGUCCUUUGGCCGCACCCCCAGGCUGGUCCUGUCACAUCAGACCGGACAAGCAGAUGAUCUACACCAACCACUUCACCCAAGAGCAGUGGAUGAAGCUGGAGGACCAGCAGGGGAAGCCAUACUUCUACAACCCAGAGGACUCCUCUGUUCGGUGGGAGCUGCCCCAGGUCCCCAUCCCUGCCCCUCGAAACAUCUGCAAAUCCAGCCAAGACAGUGACACCCCAGCCCAGCCCAGCCCUCCAGAGGAAAAAAUCAAGACUCUGGACAAAGCAGGAGUACUCUAUCGCACCAAAACAGUGGACAAGGGGAAGCGGCUCCGGAAGAAGCACUGGAGUGCCUCCUGGACAGUGCUGGAGGGUGGCGUCCUCACCUUCUUCAAGGACUCAAAGACCUCAGCUGCUGGCGGCCUGAGGCAGCCUUACAAGCUCUCCACUCCUGAGUAUACCGUGGAGCUAAAGGGGGCCACGCUCUCCUGGGCCCCCAAAGACAAAUCCAGCAAGAAGAAUGUGCUGGAGCUGCAGAGCCGUGAUGGCUCCGAGUACCUGAUCCAGCAUGACUCAGAGGCCAUCAUCAGCACCUGGCAAAAAGCCAUUGCCCAGGGCAUCCAGGAGCUGUCUGCAGACCUGCCGGCUGAGGAGGAAAGUGAGACCGGCAGCGCAGAUUUCGGGUCCAGUGAGCGCCUGGGAAGCUGGCGGGAGAGAGAGGAUGACACUCGGUCCAGUGCAGCGGCCGGACCUGUCCUGAGCCUUGGAGGCCAGGAGAGCGACUUGAGCAAGGUCCGGCACAAGCUCCGCAGGUUCYUACAGCGGCGGCCCACGCUACAAUCGCUGCGGGAGAAGGGCUACAUCAGAGAUCAGGUGUUCGGCUGCGCGCUGGCGGUGCUGUGUGAGCGCGAAAGGAGCUCGGUGCCGCGCUUCGUGCAGCAGUGUAUCCGGACCGUCGAGGCCCGGGGGCUGGACAUCGACGGGCUGUACCGCAUCAGCGGAAACCUGGCCACCAUCCAGAAGCUGCGCUAUAGGGUGGACCACGAUGAGCGUCUGGACCUGGACGAUGGGCGCUGGGAGGACGUUCAUGUCAUCACUGGCGCUCUGAAGCUCUUCUUCCGGGAGCUGCCCGAGCCCCUAUUCCCCUUCUCGCAUUUCAGCCAGUUCAUCGCAGCCAUCAAGCUGCAGGACCAGGCACAGCGCAGCCGCUGUGUGCGUGACCUGGUGCGCUCACUGCCAACCCCCAACCAUGACACACUGCGGCUACUCUUCCAGCACCUGUGCAGGGUGAUCCAGCACGGCGAGCAGAACCGCAUGUCGGUGCAGAGCGUGGCCAUAGUGUUCGGGCCUACGCUGCUGCGGCCCGAGACAGAGGAGAAUACCAUGACCAUGAAUAUGGUGUUCCAGAACCAGGUGGUGGAGCUCAUCCUGCAGCAGUGCUCAGAUAUCUUCCCGCCCCACUGACCGCGGCGGACCUGGGACUAGGGGCAAAUGACUUGUGGUCCUAGGGAGACUGGAAUUGCUCUCCGAGGUCCUUGGCCUUCUUUGGGUCUGCAGGCACUGUGACGUCUAUACCCCUCGUUUCUGAGGGUAUAGUGACCCCUGGUGGGCAGUUCGUGAAAUGUGAUUUCCCCGCCCCCCCCUGCCCUGGCGGGUCGUGUUUAGGGUUAAUUAGGUUCUGUUCUUUAUUACAGCGCCACCUACUGGGCKGGUGGGAGAAUGUGUAGGGGUGAGAGUUUUGUUUUCUGGGACUCCCACGAGGAGGAGGAAUUUGGAGAGGGCCUUCCUGGCUUCUUCAGGCCUUCACCUGGUCAAGGCCUUCACGGAAACUCUGGUGGCGCCCCUGUCCAGGCCCUGUGCCCAUCAAGCAGCUACUGACAGCUUCCUUCCAGCCGCAUAGCUGAACCUGUCUCCCCCAGGCCUCAAGGAUGAGCUCUUGGGCUUCUUGCAGAGGUCAGGGUGGUCAGCUAGGUGAGGUCAGGGUUCCUGUUUGGGAUUAGGCACCUUUGCCCUCCCUGAUCCACUGUGUCCUGUGCAAGUUCUUUAUGCCCACUGGAUGUGGACCCUGCACCUGCACUUGAUGUGCACCUUUCCACACUCAAUCCCAUUUUACAGAUGAGGAAACUGAGGCUUACAGAGACAGAGUGACUUGUUCAGGGUCAGGUGGGUGAUCUGACUCCCCAACAGAGGUUCCUCCCAUACCACUCCAGAGAGGGCUGUUGAUCCUUUGAGCCACCUACACCCCACCGCAGCAUGGGACCAUGGGCAAAGCAAAGAAACUCAGCUGGGUCUGUCCUGUAUGUGCCUGGGCUGGGGAGUUUCCUGAACUCACGGAGUGAAACUGCCCCAGCUGUUCUUCUUGGGGGAAGAGGAAAGGUCAGGUGUGCCUGCCUGGUGCCCACCGUGCCAUGGAGGCCUGGGAAAGGCCUGCAAGGGAUGGAGGACAACCUCAGGAAAGGAGAGGUGAAACUUGGAGUCAGCAGACCCCUUCCCUCUUCAUGCACAAACCACCUUGGUUUCUGGAUCUCGAUCCCCAGCCCCGCCCAUCCACUCAUUGACUUGACCAACAAUAAUCAGUAAUAUUUAUUAAGCUUUCGCCAAGCAUUUUAUUUGGAYCAUCCCUGCUUGUUUCUCUCAGUCAAUAUUUAUUAUUUGUUCUUGUGUGCCCGGCACUGUGCUCUGGGGCAAGGAUGCUGACUCCUGUCCUGGUGGAGCUUAGGGUUCACUGGGUGAGGUGGACCCAUGCCAGUGGGGGCAGGUUAGGAGUUCAAAUGGAGGCCUCGUACCCAAGGUCUAAAUAUUUAAAAGUGAUCA